AGGUUUGUGAAUAUAUCGUAACUGAAAAUUUAGACUAAUCAGGUUGUACUUCAUAGUUGCAUAAUAUCGGUGAAAUAAAUGCCAUGAUUUGAUUUUUAAAAACUUUCAAAUCGGAUAUGAUAUAUAUAUAUAUUGCGGAUAUGAUAUCAUUGGGUAAAUACUAAUAUGCAAUAUCUACACAGCCUGCAUUAAAGAAUAACCAGUUGGUUAUAAGUAGGUUAAAAACAGACUGCAGAGAUGGCGAAUACGGAGAGAGCCAAUGAGAUUGGAUUACAAUUCUCUAAGUUUUACUAUGAGAAUUUUCAAAACAAAUCUGUCAUCGCUACUUUAUACGUUGAUUCCAGCUGUUUAACGUUUGAAGGCCAAACAUUCGUGUCGAGGGAGAAAAUAAUGCAGAAACUUAAAGAACUUCCGUUUAAAACUGUUACUCAUGUUGUCAGCACAUGCGAUUCCCAAUACAUAUUCGGAGCUGAUGGAGAAGCAGUGUUAGUUACGGUGAAUGGGCAAAUGAAGACUGAUGAUGACGCUCCACAUGGUUUCAAUCAAACAUUUGUCCUCAGUGCAGUUGGAAGUUCAUACGCAAUAUCAAAUGAAAUAUUUCGACUUAGUUUACAUCAAGCGUAACUACGCGAAAAAUCAUUGCAAAAAGAUAUAUCCACCAGUAUUAUUUGCCCACUUAAUUAAACUUAUACAUAUAUCUAAAUGUCGAUUCUA
This is a messenger RNA of Styela clava, 714 nucleotides long. Its product is annotated as nuclear transport factor 2-like. Lineage: Eukaryota; Metazoa; Chordata; Ascidiacea; Stolidobranchia; Styelidae. Gene Ontology annotation, biological process: nucleocytoplasmic transport. The record is from RefSeq and is a predicted model, not a curated record.